AUGGGUUUUUUCAGUACUAUUUUUGGGAUUUUCGGUUUCGGUUUUGGGAUUUCAAUUGGUCUCACUGUUGGUUACAUUCUCUUCAUUUACUUUCAGUCUACCAAAGUUGAGGAUCCUGAAAUUAAGCCACUGGUGGAUCAAGAUGCUGAGAGUUUGCAACGAAUGCUACCUGAGAUUCCUAAUUGGAUUAAAAAUCCUGAUUUUGAUAGGGUUGAUUGGCUUAAUAAGUUUAUAGAACUUAUGUGGCCUUAUCUUGAAAAGGCAAUUUGCAAGACUGCUAAGAACAUUGCGAAACCCAUAAUUGAAGAGCAGAUUCCAAAAUAUAAAAUUGAUUCUGUUGAGUUUCAAACACUCACUCUAGGGUCCCUGCCCCCAACUUUUCAAGGAAUGAAAGUUUACGUGACUGAUGAAAAGGAGUUGAUUAUGGAGCCUUCUAUAAAAUGGGCUGGAAAUCCUAAUGUUACCAUUGCUGUAAAGGCAUUUGGGUUGAAAGCUACCGUUCAGGUUGUCGAUUUGCAAGUUUUUCUUUUGCCUCGCAUUACUUUGAAGCCUUUGGUUCCCAGCUUUCCUUGCUUUGCCAACAUCUAUGUUUCUCUCAUGGAAAAGCCACAUGUUGACUUUGGCCUAAAACUUAUGGGGGCUGAUCUUAUGUCUAUUCCUGUUGCCUACGGGUUUGUUCAGGAGCUUAUCAAAGAUCAGGUUGCAAACAUGUAUCUGUGGCCCAAAAACAUGGAAGUUCAAAUACUAGAUCCGGCAAAAGCUUUGAGGAGGCCUGUUGGAAUUUUACAUGUAAAGGUUCUGCAUGCCAUGAAGUUAAAGAAGAAAGAUCUUCUUGGUGCAUCUGAUCCUUACGUGAAACUAAAGUUUAAUGACGAUAAGAUGCCAUCAAAAAAGACUACUGUAAAGCACAAGAACUUAAAUCCUGAAUGGAAUGAAGAAUUUAAUUUGGUAGUCAAAGAUCCAGAGACCCAGGUUUUAGAGCUCAAUGUUUAUGACUGGGAGCAGGUUGGGAAGCAUGACAGGAUGGGUAUGAAUGCGAUCACUUUAAAAGAAGUUUCUCCUGAAGAGACUAAACGUUUUACUCUGGACCUUUUAAAGACAUUGGAUCCCAAUGACCCUCAAAAUGAGAAAUCACGAGGACAGAUUGUUGUGGAAUUGACUUAUAAACCCUUCAACGAAGAGGAGAUGGGCAAGGGCUUUGAUGAGACACAGACAAUACCUAAAGCUCCUGAAGGCACUCCAGCUGGUGGAGGUCUUCUUGUAGUUAUAGUUCAUGAAGCUCAAGAUGUUGAAGGGAAGUACCACACAAAUCCACAUGUACGUGUUAUUUUCAGAGGGGAAGAAAAAAAGACUAAGCGCAUAAAAAAGAACAGGGAUCCAAGAUGGGAAGAUGAGUUCCAGUUUCCGGUAGAGGAGCCUCCCACCAAUGACAAACUACAUGUAGAGGUUGUCAGCACUUCAUCACGAAACCUGCUCCAUCAGAAGGAAACACUUGGUUACGUCAAUAUCAACCUCGGGGAUGUCGUUUCUAACAAGAGAAUCAAUGAGAAAUACCAUCUUAUAGAUUCUAAGAAUGGUCGCAUCCAGGUAGAGUUGCAGUGGAGAACUUCAUAA
Messenger RNA from Vicia faba (fava bean), 1614 nucleotides. NCBI's taxonomy places the organism in Eukaryota, Viridiplantae, Streptophyta, Magnoliopsida, Fabales, Fabaceae. The record is from the annotation of a GenBank genome assembly.